AUGGGAAAGGAAGAGACGAAAUCUAGCUCUUCUAAUUUACUAAAGAAGUUGGAGAAAUAUCUAUCAAUGAAGAAAGUAAGUGGAGCAAUGUUGUCCAAGAGCAAAUCAUGGCAUGGGAGAAACAGUACAAUAGCUCCAGAAGGGUGCUUUUGGGUUUAUGUUGGGCCAGAGAAAGAGAGGUUUGUCAUAAAGACAAAGUAUGCAAGUCAUCCAUUGUUCAAGAUGUUGCUUGAAGAUGCUCAAAAGGAGUACGGUUAUAGUUAUAGCCAAGGCCCAAUUUUGUUACCUUGUGAUGUUGAUCUCUUCUAUAACGUGUUGGCUGAAAUGGGCAGUAGCAAAGAGAUUGAUGAUUCAAUUUGUGGAUCAUGCAGUCCAUUAUUUAGUCCUGGUAGGCGUUUGGGUAAUAGCCAAAUGGCUAGAGGUUAUGGUUCUUUUACGGUUCUUACCCCACCGCCAAGAUUGUUCAAGCGCCUCAACUCUUUCAAUAGUGGGUAA
Molecule: messenger RNA, 495 nt
Organism: Lycium ferocissimum
Lineage: Eukaryota; Viridiplantae; Streptophyta; Magnoliopsida; Solanales; Solanaceae
Product: auxin-responsive protein SAUR29-like
Exons: 1
Coding region: 1-495 (164 amino acids)
Biological process (GO): response to auxin
Source: RefSeq, a predicted model, not a curated record